This is a messenger RNA of Tarenaya hassleriana, 1008 nucleotides long. Its product is annotated as heterogeneous nuclear ribonucleoprotein F-like. Gene Ontology annotation, cellular component: ribonucleoprotein complex. The transcript is spliced from 2 exons. The record is from RefSeq and is a predicted model, not a curated record. Gene Ontology annotation, molecular function: RNA binding. NCBI's taxonomy places the organism in Eukaryota, Viridiplantae, Streptophyta, Magnoliopsida, Brassicales, Cleomaceae. Bases 16 to 897 code for a protein of 293 amino acids.
GGGCGAUGAUUAAUAAUGGCAUUCGCCAUUAAGGCCCAUUUAAAGGUAAAUAGGCCCAUUUUGUUGGGCUUAUCCGAGACCCUUCGGGUUGGAGAGGCAAGUAUUUUUUUGGGGGGUUAUUUAGGGCACGCCACCUUCCCUCCCCGCCCCCGCAGAGUCGGAGAAUUGAAUUUCUGGAAAUCAGCGAGGUACCGACCCGACAGGUCAUGUACGGAUCCAGAGGCUGGCAGCGGCAUCCCACCCUACGGAUAUGGUGGCGGAUUUCAGCCACCGAUAUUCCCUGUGGUACGCUUGAGGGGUCUUCCUUUCAACUGCACUGACGUGGACAUCUUCAAGUUUUUUGCCGGAUUGGACAUCGUGGAUGUCUUCCUGGUCAACAAAAACAGAAGAUUCUCCGGAGAGGCAUUUGUUGUAUUUGCUGGGCCUAUGCAGACGGAGAUUGCACUGCAGAGAGACCGACAGAAUAUGGGCCGGAGAUAUGUGGAGGUUUUCCGGUGCUACAAGCAGGAUUACUACAAUGCUGUGGCUGCUGAGGUAAACUACGAAGGAAUCUAUGGAAAUGACGAUAACGGGCCCUCCAAUGCAAAGAAGUUCAGUGAGAAAGAUAAGGUGGAAUACGCUGAGGUUCUCAAGGUGAGAGGCCUCCCUUAUUCAGUGAAGAAAUCUCAGAUCGUAGAGUUUUUUGGCGGGUACAAGGUGACUGAAGAAAGGAUACGCAUAGUGUAUCGGCCAGACGGGAAGGCCACUGGAGAGGCAUACGUGGAGUUCGAGACGGCAGAGGAGGCCAAGAGGGCGAUGGCUAAGGACAAGAUGUCGAUCGGGACAAGGUAUGUGGAGCUGUUCCCAUCGACGCUGGACGAGGCGAGAAGAACUGCUGAGUCAAGGUCCAGGCGUUGAGAGCUGGUGUCUGUUCUUGUCUGUGUAUCAUUUCUAGGAUGUUUUCAGAUGUGAAUUUCAGAAUAUUUUUGCUGAAAAACAGAAACUAUCCAGAUUUACUCUUUAUGUUAA